Hylaeus anthracinus is the source of this 1361-nucleotide messenger RNA. Its product is annotated as inositol monophosphatase 1-like. NCBI's taxonomy places the organism in Eukaryota, Metazoa, Arthropoda, Insecta, Hymenoptera, Colletidae. The transcript is spliced from 5 exons. Gene Ontology annotation, biological process: signal transduction; inositol metabolic process; phosphatidylinositol phosphate biosynthetic process. Gene Ontology annotation, molecular function: inositol monophosphate 1-phosphatase activity. The coding region runs from base 86 to 946 and encodes 286 amino acids. The record is from RefSeq and is a predicted model, not a curated record.
AGGGCUUUGGCGAACGAUGAUGUUACUUUGAAUCGAGCUAGUUGACAAUACAGUGACAGACGUUGACUUACACACGACAUCCAACAUGGCCAACAAAGAGGAGCUUAACUAUUGCUACGAUUUCGUUUUGAAGCUCACCAUUGAAUCAGGAAAGGUGAUUCGGGACGCCAUUCAGGGCUCAAAGAACAUCGAUACCAAAGCUGGGGACUGGGAUUUAGUGACACAGUACGAUAAAAAAAUAGAGGAGAUUCUGAUAGACGGCAUAGCGAAGGCAUUUCCAAAGCAUAAAUUUAUUGGCGAAGAAACCGUAUCGUCCUCAAACCAUUUGCCAGAUCUGACAGAUGAACCGACAUGGAUCAUCGAUCCCAUCGAUGGAACCACGAAUUUCGUUCACUCAUUCCCUUUCGCUUGUAUAUCAAUCGCGUUGGUGGUGAAGAAGCAAAUAGAAAUUGGUAUCGUUUACAAUCCAGUAUUGGAACAGUUGUUCACGGCUAGGAGGGGACGUGGAGCUUUCCUGAAUGGAAAACCCAUCAAGAGCUCUCAAGCAGAUAAAUUGGAGCACUCGUUACUGUGUCUAGAGGCAUCGUACGCGACGAUGGAGAACGUCAGGGAUACUAUUCUUGGAAGACUGGAGGCUUUCGUUUCGGUAGCUCACGGAAUACGAACAAUGGGAUCAGCAGCGCUGACUCUUUGCUACGUGGCGAUGGGUGCAGCGGAAGCUUAUCACUCUGACAAUUUGUGGCCUUGGGAUGUGGCCGCUGGUGUACUUAUCAUCAAAGAAGCUGGCGGAGACGUGAUAGACACAAAUGGUGGUGAAUUCAACCUCAUGUUGCCAAGAGUAAUCGCAGCCGGUAAUUACAAAUUGGCCAAAGCGCUAUCGGCGCUGAUAAAGAAAGCAGACGCUAAGACACAACAAAAAAAAAUUAGCAGCGGCAGCAAGGCGUGAUCAUUAAGAAAUAAUGACACGUUGCUCACCCCUUACUGUUACACCGUAAAUGGUUCCCUACUCGAGCAGAAUCUAAUAGAUCGGUGAGCAAUUAGUUGCGAUUAAUAUCGAUUCGUAGAUCAACAAUGUACGCGAUUGGAGUGCCCCAAAACCGUCAGUAAUUAUACAAACAAUGUAGCAGUAUUUUUCAAUUGGUAAUAAGCAAGUUGAAGUACCUAACAAACUGAAGUCGGAUUACGCUGCUAAAAGAGGUGUCAGCCAGUGACCUAUUAACCGUGUUGAUCGUGCUAAUUUUUUGUGCGAAACGCGCUAACGGAUACCUUUGCCGACUGUAACUGUUUUUUUUUUUUCUUCUUCAGACGAACGAUGAGAGUCGUAAAUGUUUUCUAACUUAAUAAAUUUUUCUAUGCCGAAA